AUGUCUAAAGUGUUCGCUUUGAUCUUUUUGGUUGGUGUCGUUACAGCGGAUGACUUCGGGAUGAAGUAUAUGAUGCGGGUUUACGAGGACUGUCAGAGCGCCGACAUCAUCCCUUGCCUAAAGAGGAAGGCUAUUCUCUUCUUCGAUCGAGCGGCAAGAAUGGAGGCAAUACCUUUGAUAGAUGGUGUCGAAAUUGUCAAAGCAGCGAACAUGGAGGCUGUCAGUGAUAAUGAUGUAGAUUCUUUGCCGAGGAAUUUGGGAAGUAAGGACGAGGCUUUGACGGAGAUCCUCUGGAAUAGGAUAGCAGCUUUUGCCAACUCGAGGACGAUACAGCUGUCCCUGCCAAAGGUUACCGGAGAGGAACUGAAUAAGGGCGUCGAGGAAGGACGUGGUAAGAUGAAGAAAAUGAUGGGGAUGAUGAUGAUGGGAGCAGCUAUGAAGAUGGCGGCCAUGAUCCCUGUGGCAAUAGCUGGUCUAUUCGUUUUGGCUGGAAAAGCUCUCAUCGUUUCAAAGAUCGCCUUGCUCCUUGCUGGUAUUCUUGCGCUCAAGAAGCUCAUAGCAGCGAAGAACAGCGGAGGUAGUGGUGGCGGCCAUGAUAGCCACAGCAGUGGGUGGUCGUCUGGUGGUAGCGGAGGUUGGGACAGACGGUCAUACGACGAUGCCUCUGAAUUAGUAUAUUCAGCGUAUAAAAAGGCUUAA
This is a messenger RNA of Leptosia nina, 699 nucleotides long. The record is from the annotation of a GenBank genome assembly. NCBI's taxonomy places the organism in Eukaryota, Metazoa, Arthropoda, Insecta, Lepidoptera, Pieridae.